AUGGUUUUAGCGUGAAGGUUUUAGUUGUUUUUCUUUAGUAUCCUGUUGACUGUGUGAGUUUUAACAUGGGGCUUACUAUUACGUCGCUGUUUUCCAAACUCUUCGGCGAGAAACAGAUGAGAAUACUAAUGGCUCAGUAUUUCCUAAUCAUAGAAACAGCAGCCGUGAUGCUUUAGUUUGGUCUGGAUGCCGCUGGUAAAACAACUAUUCUCUACAAACUGAAGCUGGGAGAAAUUGUAACAACCAUACCAACCAUUGGUUUUAAUGUGGAGAUGGUUGAAUAUAAGAAUAUUAGCUUUACUGUAUGGGAUGUUGGUGGUCAGGACAAAAUCAGACCCUUAUGGAGACAUUACUUUCAGAACACACAGGGCCUUAUAUUUGUAGUAGACAGUAAUGACAGAGAACGAAUAGAAGAAUCAGCAGAAGAGCUCUCUAAAAUGCUGCAAGAGGAUGAAUUGAGAGAUGCAGUUCUCUUAGUGUUUGCUAACAAACAAGACAUGCCAAAUGCCGUGGGAGUGAGUGACUUGACAGAUAAAUUAAGCCUACACAAUCUACGGAGUCAGACUUGGUACGUUCAGGCCACGUGUGCCACCCAAGGAACAGGACUUUACGAAGGGCUGGACUGGCUAUCCAAUGAACUAUCAAAGCGUUAACAUGGAAGGAAAACAGGACCAGAAUGGAGAAACAGAUGAUGCCAAAUGAACAUUGCAGGAAAACAUUUUGAAAUGUUCUGUGUCUGUUGGUUUCAACUUGACUUUAAGCAAUCGUUUCCUGUCCUAAAGCACUUUUCUGUAUUUUUCUUCCCCAUUUAUCCUUCCCCUUUUUUUAAAACUUACUUGAACUAUUACAGCCUUUUAAGACAUAUAUAAUGAAAUAUGGGGGAGUCUUUAGAUGGUUUUAAUGAUGAUGAUAAAUAUCGUGUAUUGGGGUUUAAAGCAUACAUGAUUUGAAAAUAAUGGCCUUUGA
Messenger RNA from Triplophysa rosa, 966 nucleotides. Its product is annotated as ADP-ribosylation factor 4-like. Gene Ontology annotation, biological process: vesicle-mediated transport; intracellular protein transport. The record is from RefSeq and is a predicted model, not a curated record. Gene Ontology annotation, cellular component: cytoplasm; plasma membrane. Lineage: Eukaryota; Metazoa; Chordata; Actinopteri; Cypriniformes; Nemacheilidae. Bases 273 to 653 code for a protein of 126 amino acids. The transcript has 6 exons. Gene Ontology annotation, molecular function: GTPase activity; GTP binding.